AGCAUGAUAUUGAAAUGUUAGAUCCUAGAGGACGUACCUCAUUACACCUUGCAGUUGCUUUAGGGAAUCUUGAGAGUGCCAGAGUACUUCUGCGUCAUGGAGCAAAUGCAAAUGCUGAAAACAAAGGCUGUUGGUCAGGUAAAUCUGAAUUUUGUCUUUGACUGAAUGCUUGAAUAGUGAUUGAUUUUAACCCUAUUAUCAUACUAUUACUAUUGUGGAAUUUUUUUUAAAAAAGGGUAAUUGAAAAAGAAAGCCAAACAAUUCAGUGAACUUUAAAUCAGAUUGAUUUAGGUCAGGAUUUACAUAGUAAAUAAGCCUUACACUUCUAACAAAAAAUAUUGUUCUAGAGAUAUAUUAUGAUAUAAAGUUGAAAUGGUACUAAUUUGUUUAUAAAUGUUUAUGUUUUGAGAUAUGACAUACAGCAUACAUAGGAAAUCCAAUGGCAUUGUUAAAUGUCUAUUCCAAUUGUGUGAUGUUUCCUGAAGUGGGGAAGCACAGCUUUUGGGAGAUUCUAGUAGCAGGGAAUGGGAGAUAUAAAAAACGAGAAACUCUAGGGUAUUUUAAAGUUUUUUGAAAAAUAAAAAAAAGAAGCUGCUUUUGGGCAGUCAGGGGGCUAAUGAUUGCUACCAUUUUCGGCUUGUCGGAAUAAUGAAUUAGGACAAGUAAAAAUAUAAAAACAACAUGUUCUUGUUUCAAUUCAGUUCUCCAUGAAGCUGUGUGCACUGGUGAUCCAGAGAUAGUCCAGCUUGUACUUCAGCACAGAGAUUUUCAGCGUUACUCCAAGAGAACUGUAGGUGUCCCCGAUCUUCUCCAGAGACUACAGGAGGUUGGUUACGGCUGCUGAAAUUACUCCCAUUAAAAUAAAUCAUAAUUUUAAUUUUAUUUUUAAAAAUAUUAUUUCUUACUUAGUUCUUCUAUAAAAUAAUAAUUUCUUAUUGCUGGGUUAGAUGUACAAUUAUAUUGGCAUGUCUUUUUUUUUUCAUUUAAAAAAUGUAUUUCAGACCCCAGAUUUCUAUGUGGAAAUGAAAUGGGAAUUUACUAGCUGGGGUGAGUGUUUUAUACAAGUUCAAUUAAUUUUUUAAAUGAAAAAUUAACAGUUGUGAUUGCAGCUAACAGUGCUUUUGCAAACCUUUCAAAAUUUUUUUGCAAGUGCAGAACAAUAUAACUGAAGUAUUAUAUCAAAUUCAAUAUAAACGAGUCAAAUUCCAAUGCUUGAAAGCUGUCUAAGUGUAAAUUUAAAAGUUUAUUAAUAUUUUGCGUUGGUGCCUAAUAUAUAAUAAUUAUGGACUAUUCUACUACAUAAGUGGUAUGUGUUAUUAAACAAAUACUUGCCUGUUUCAGUGCCCCUUAUUUCUCGAAUGUGUCCUAGUGACACAUACAAAGUCUGGAAGAAGGGUUCCAGUGUGCGUAUUGACACAACUCUUCUUGGCUUUGACAAUAUGACCUGGCAGAGGGGUAGCAGAAGUUACAUUUUCAAGGUUACAGGUUAGGAUGAUAAUAAGAUAAGUAAAAAGAGAACAUUAUGAUUAUUUUAUUAAAGCAAAGUUUUCUUUAAAUGAGUUAUUUAAUUAUUUGUGUUAGGGGACAACACUGCAUCAAUAAUGGAAGUUGAUCAUGAUUUGAAUGAAGUGUACCAAGAGACUAUCAGAGUCUUGCCCUUAUCUGCUGACCCAUCUGUCAUGAGACCUUCUGAGGAGGCUGUUGCGGCUAGACUUACCUCCCCAGCAAAUACCACUUAUGUUGACACCAACAGAAUUUCAUUUGAAAGGUAAGUCAGACAAAUAAUGCUUCUUGGGAGUUUUCAUGUUAAAUAUCUUUUGUGCUUUUUUAGUACAAAUAUAAUUUUUUUUCCCUCCAGGAAUAACUCUUAUUUUAUGAUUUCCAUUUAUGUGAUUUUAGAAUGUAUUAGAAAAUACAACCAAACAGAAUAUAAAUCUUUAGUUUAAAAAUAUUAUAAAUAAGGCCUACAUAACAAAAAUUAAUUUUUUAAUAAGUUUCUUAAAAACAAAGCAGAAAUUUCAAAUAACCAGAGAUUAUUGUCUCAAAAGUUAUAAUAUUUUCCAUGAGAAUAAUGUGGGAAUAUCUUGUUAAACCAUAAAAUCCUUUCAAAAUAUUCCUACUUAUACCAUAUUCUCUAAAACAAUUUUUCCCAACCUUUUUGAUGCUCUGCUACCCCUACGAAUUGUUUGACUAGAUCUAAGUCUGUCACCCCCUUCAAAAAAAGUAACAAUGCAUUUUUAAAUUGGAAAACAAAAUGAAUUCAAUUUUUUUUUAAAAUCAAUUUAAAAAAAGAACUGCAGAACUUAAGAAAUAAAUAUUUGUUUAACGAUAAUGAAUAAAUGAUAAAUGUAUGACAAAGAAUAUCGAAUAUCAAAACUUUAGCCGAUAGCUCCUCUGUUCUUAUUAUUACUUUUCCUCACACCACUUGACAUGUCAGCUUGAUGCUGGGGGUGUGAGCAGCCUAGUUUAGUUUGGAAAAUCCCUUCCUUAAAUUUAUACUUUGUGCAUAAUAUUCUCUUGCAAAUUUAUAAAGAUGCAGCACUCAAGGCUCUCUAAUACAAUUCAGUUAUUUAUUUUUUUAAAUUUUAUUCUUCUUCUGCUAGGAGUAAAUCUGGCAUCUGGGGAUGGAGGAGUGAUAAAACAGAGUCUGUCAAUGGUUAUGAAUGCAAAGUGAGUGGUUUCUUGGUAAAUAUGACCAAGGCAUAUCCUAAAAGUAACAUCACCUUAGGCUUUAAGCAGGACAAAAAAUAUACUUAAAUAUCAUAGUCUAAGCACUGCAAUUUUUUUUUUUGAAAGCCCUGAAUACAAUGUUCAAUUGAUCAAUGAAAUAAAAGAAAGCUGGGCGAAAAGUGUUUGAAAGUAAAAUUGACACAGCACUAAUGGUUAGAAAUAAAUUGGAUAACCUUAUCAUACCUCUAUAGAAUGUAACCCUGAAGCAAGGACAAAUAUCUCCUAUUAUUAGCGGAUGCAAAAUUUUCAUGUUCCACAUGUUUACUCAGUUGGAAUCUAUGUAAUUUUAGAAAUUAGCUCUAAGAAUUAUGAAUUUUAGACAAUGCAAGAUCUGGAGCUCGCUAAAUUUAUGAUGUUCUUAAUUUUAUAAUGGUUUUAUUGAAAACCAAUUAGUCCUAGAAACUCAUAGAUUUGCACACUGAAUUGAUAGACACAGCCCAAUUUUCUGAUGUCACCUAUGGGUUCCUCAACUUACUUUAUCAAAUGGACUUUAUCACAUGUGACCAGGUAUUUACUGCAAACAAUGUAGAACUUGUCACCAAAACCCGUACAGAACACCUGGCAGGUAAAGACAAGCAGAAGGCCAAAAAGUCCAGCAGUAAAACUCCACUAGAAUCAUUCCUUGGCACAGCAGAAGAGACGAUGAGCUCUACAUCCAGCAGCAGCAGUCUGGAUGGGGUAGGUCAAUUAAUUCUGUUCUAAGAAGUUCAACUCAUUCUAUUCAAACAAUGUCCCACAGAUUAUGCUGAAAAUCAACAUGAGAUGGAACAAUAUAUUUCAUUUGUAAAUCUUCUUGGGGAGACAAAAAUAACCAUUAAAUAUCCAAGUGCACUGACAAAUUAGAAAAUAGUAUUUUUCGGCUACUACAAAAAGAAUAUAUAUUUUUUUACAUGAUAAUAAAAUUGUGGGAGUGUCCUUAAAAAAUUGAUUCCAGGGGUUGAACUGGCAUAGAUUUACACUUCUUUAUAAAAAAUUUUUGCAACCUCGCAUUUAAUGAACAUUACAUAGCUUUUAAGAAAUUUUAAAAAUGUAUAUUGAUGUCAAUUUAAAAUUUUCAAGUUUAAAGGGAAUUUGUGAAAUUUUCUGCUGACAACGAUAAAAGAUAGUAAUUUUAAUAUUUCACAAUUUAAUCCUAACCACAUUUAUUUACCAGUUAUUUAAUUGUUAUGUGGUCCUUUGCUUUCCAGAUGUCAACAGUCACCUCCUACAACCCUGGCAAUAUCACACCCGAAGAGUAUUUCAGCAAAUUAGUUGACCUGGGAGACAAAGACAUAGGUCGACCUAAAGAGCAGUCCACCAAAGUUCAAAAGUUCAAGGCCAGCCUGUGGCUAUGUGAAGGCUACCCACUGUCAUUGCAGGAGCAGGUUAUCCCUAUCAUAGACCUCAUGGCUCAGAGCAAUGCUCACUUUGCAAAGUUGAGGGACUUUAUCACUUUACAGUUGCCAGCUGGCUUCCCUAUUAAAAUAGGUCAGUGAGCAGCUUGUGUUUUUACAUUUAAUUUUAGAAGAGUUUUUAAUGUCAUUUAUGCUAAAGAUGGAGUCGGGAGCAGGGCACAGUAUGGGCUCAUGAACAUAUCACAUUUUUAAUUCAAUUAAGCUGAUUGGAGAUGCACAUUCUGCAUGAGGGACUGCAUUCAAGCCACGUGAAGUAAAUAAAUAGUGGAACAAGAUAUGUCUAGGGUAGAAAAAAAAAAGAAAGGACAAUUAAACUGAUGUAAUUGCUAGACACCUUCUUGAGCAGACAAUACAAAACUAGAAACAACAGAUGCUUUAAAUUUAAAAUAGAAAAAAAAAACUUUUGUUUUGGAAAAUCUCAAUAAAGUCUACUUUCAGAACAGGCAGCACUCUCAUAAUUCACAUUUCCUGUAAAAUUUAAUUAUGUUAUUUCCCAAAUUGAAAAUAAGCAUGUUCCUAAACCUCUUUGUUCAACACUUUAAAGCAGAUUUAUAACAAAAGGGAUGUAUUUAUUUUACUUGCCAGAAAUUCCAUUAUUCCAUGUCUUAAAUGCUCGAAUCACAUUUGGCAACAUCCAAGCCAUUGAAAAUGAAGCUCGUUAUGUGACUUCCAUAAAGACACCAGAAAUGACAACUUGCAGUAUUGAUGAUGAAUGUUUUAGUCCUCCAGGAAAUUACGGCAGGAUUGGUUUGUUAUUGUUUUACUCUCAUUUUAGAAAUAAGAAACUUUUUAUGUUUCACCCAACUUUAGAUUAUUCAUUGUAUUUCUCAAAUGUAGCAUACAAAAAGCUUUAAAUUUACUUUAGAAAGACAUGACAAAUAUAAUUUGAAUUAAAGUCUUUAAACUUUUUAAAAAGAAUUACAUUAUAAGAUAAUUUUCUACAACUAUUUUAGAAAACCUUUUUAUGUUUGGCCCAACUUUAGAUUAUUCAGUGUAUUUCUCAAAUGUAGCGUAAAAAAGCUUUACAUUUACAAUAGAAAGUAAUGAAAAUUUAAUUUUAAUGAAAGUCCCUAAACAUGUUAAGAAUCAUAAUAUGAAUAGUAUUUUCUAAGCCAUUUUUAAGAAAACCUUAAAUAUUUGGCAGUGCUUUAGCUGAUUCAUUUUAUUUCUCACAUGUAGCAUACAAAUGCUUUAUAUUUAGAGAAUUAAUAUUUCCUUUGAGAUUUAAAUUUUUUUUAAAAUUUAUUCUCUUUAGCCCUGCUUACUCUGGGGCUUAAAUUUAAAAAUAAUCCUGAUAUUUUAUAAAAUUGUGUGUCCAGGAGGAGACAGCCAUCAUGAAAGACUGCGAGACGAGGACGAUGAGCUCCUUCAGUUUGCCAUACAGCAGAGCUUGAUUGAUUCUGGCACGGAGAAUGAUCAGGUUCAUAAGCUCCUCAUUGCUUGCCUUGUCUCAUUCAGAUUAGUUUAGGCCCCACUCAACACUUUUGUAUUGCUGGGUGCAUAAAUACUUAUUUGGUCAGCAUGAAUUUCUUUUCUAAUUUAAAAACAGAUAAUUUUUUAUGGAAGGUGGAAGCUUACAUCCAAUUUCUCAUACAUAAGUGUAAGAAGACGCUUGAUUUGCAGAUAUAUAUUAAACUGUACAAACCUCUUUUUUUUUUUCUUUUCCUAAAAUUGUAAAUUGCAAUAGGCUUUUUUUCCAAUCAUGUAGGUCACAUUUUAUGAGGCACUUAACAAAGGCAAAGAGCCACCUGGACUAGAGGAUGAGGACAAAAUGUUACAGAGGUAAUAAAGUAAAUUCAUAGUAGCUUUUAAAAUUUUUUUUACUGUUGGUAGGUUUGCGUAAAUAAUAAGUUAUGCUCAUGAAUAAGACCAGCCAGUUUGUUUUUUUGUUUUUUUCAUUGAAUAUCACUCUGACUUUGGGGUAUAAAUAUUACCAAUAAGGUAAUUAUAAAAAAGUUAUAAAAAACUGGCUUGUUUUACACACAUUAACUAACACUUUAUGUUUUUAUAAAAUAAUUAAGAUGUAUUUUUAUUUUGUACUGACCCAGGGCCAUAGCAGCAAGUCUGCAGGCUGGAGCUCCACCCGGGAAAAUUGGCAUGCCACCACCACCCAUUCCACGCCCUCAAAUGCCUCUACCAUUUAUGGCUCGGGAAGAUGAAGAUUUCCAGAUGGUUCUAGAGCUGUCCAGAAAAGAACAAGAAGAGGAGGAGAGGCAGCGGAAACUGGAAGAAGAAGAACUUCAAAAAAUUAUUGAACUUUCUCUAAUGGAGAAAUAAGACUUCUGAGCAAUGACAAUUACUGAAUCUUGCUGGACUUGGUCCCAUUGUUGCAAAUGUUUCUCUGAGGUAGACGUAGAUGAACCAGUCCAUCCAAUGAUCUUACAAGCUUUCCAGUGCCAAGAAAAAUCUUUGAUAAGUCCAUCCAAUGAUACAGAGGUCUACCAACUUCUUAAGUCAAAGACACCUUUGUUUUUAUCAUAUUAUUGAGCUUUAAUGGUUUAUUUAGUUUUAGAUUUUAUGAAUUCAUUGCCUUCAAUUAUGACCUUAUGGGGUUAUUUCUUUUUAAAAGGAAAAACAAAUUUUGUCGCUAUACAAAAAGCUAAAUUAGGCAAAACUGUUGUAGGUUUUUACAUUUUCUAACAAGCCCAAAAGUGAAAAUUUAGGAUAAAAAUGUGUACAUAAUCUUAAAAUAAAGCGUGAAAUUUAAUAAGUAUACCUUGAAAUUUGAUUCUCGGUUAAAUUUUUUUUAAACCUUGUCACUCUCGAAUACACCAAUGUACAUAAAUUAUUUUAAACAAAAAAUUCCCUUUGUUUAUAAUUAUCAGCAGAGCUUUUAAAUCAGUUGAUAAAUUUUAAAGGAUACAAUUACAACCAUGUUAACACUACAUUUAUCAAUAUCUUGUUUUCAUCUAAUUAUUUUCUUUAUUUUUUAAAAAUAUUUAAUUAUUUCUUCCAUUUACAACUAUCAGAAAUAUCUCAUUUUAUUUUUAAAAUAUGCUAUUAUUCCGAGAGGAUACCUCCCUGCCUCACAUUUCCUUUAAAAAAUAAAUUUGUUCAAUUUGCAACAAUUAUAUUGUCAGAUUUAAAAAAGAAUACCACACAUCCUACUGAAAAAGAUAUCACUUGAAUUGUAUGAAAGCCUGAUAGGAUUUUAUUAAUCAUUAAUUUCAUGUCACUUUAAUUAAUUGUGCCAAUAUUACAGGGUUUUUUUUAUGUUUCUUUAAUACUAAGGCA
Molecule: messenger RNA, 7358 nt
Organism: Lymnaea stagnalis (great pond snail)
Lineage: Eukaryota; Metazoa; Mollusca; Gastropoda; Lymnaeidae
Source: the annotation of a GenBank genome assembly